AUGGCCCCUCACAUGCGGCGGGCUUCGCAGGGCUGCAGCCAGGCUGAGCCUGCUCGUUCCGCGUCCAUGUCUGGGUCCCCGCCAAAAGGAAACCGCCACUCCGACUCCGCCGUCUCCAACCUCGAGCCCACCACAGCUCGGCUCGACCCCGUCAACCCAGCACUCGGCUUCAUCUCAAUAUCCGCACCGCGCCGCAACGCAACGCACCGCACCGCACCGCACUCAUCCUCCACAACACCGUCCCAGGCUCCGUCCAGUCCUCCAGCCAUGGCAUCAAGCACCUCCCCAGCCGCUUCCCUCCUCAAGCGCCAGCUCAAGGACAUCCAAACGGGCAAAGACCUGCCCGGCAUCUCGUGCGGUCUCGCCAACGACUGCAACAUGUUCGAGUGGGAGGUGAUGCUCAUGAUCAACGACGACUGCAAGUACUACGGCGCACCCCUCGACCCCCUCGACACCCUCGACAUUCUGGCUAACGCCCUCGUUUCUGCAGGAGGCAACUUCCGAGCCCGCAUGGUCUUCCCUCUAACAUACCCGCACAUGCCGCCGUCUCUGACGUUCCAGGCCCCCAUCCCCUUCCACCCCAACAUCUACGAGAACGGCAACCUCUGCAUUUCCAUCCUCCAUCCUCCCGAGGACGACGAAUACGGCUACGAAACCGCCGCCGAGCGAUGGAGUCCUGUCCAGUCCCCGGAAACCAUCCUCCUCAGCACCAUCAGCCUGUUUCAUAGCCCCAACGACGAGAGCCCCGCGAACGUGGAGGCCGCGAGGCUGCUGCGCGAGGAGAGGGAAGGGAAGCACAAGGACUUCAGGAAGAGGUGCCGAAAGUGUGUCCGCGAGAGCUUGGGGGAAGAUUGA
Messenger RNA from Metarhizium album ARSEF 1941, 855 nucleotides. RefSeq names its product ubiquitin-conjugating enzyme E2. The record is from RefSeq and is a predicted model, not a curated record. NCBI's taxonomy places the organism in Eukaryota, Fungi, Ascomycota, Sordariomycetes, Hypocreales, Clavicipitaceae. Gene Ontology annotation, cellular component: cytosol; endoplasmic reticulum. The transcript is spliced from 3 exons. Bases 1 to 855 code for a protein of 284 amino acids.